Carassius auratus (goldfish) is the source of this 2256-nucleotide messenger RNA. Its product is annotated as nuclear GTPase SLIP-GC-like. Lineage: Eukaryota; Metazoa; Chordata; Actinopteri; Cypriniformes; Cyprinidae. Bases 107 to 2224 code for a protein of 705 amino acids. The record is from RefSeq and is a predicted model, not a curated record. The transcript is spliced from 18 exons. Gene Ontology annotation, molecular function: GTPase activity.
AUGAUUUUAAAUUAGCCUUCCUGGUAGAACCAUAGACAGUAAAAGAAAGAUAUAGUCUACUUUUCCGUAUCUUGGAUGGUCUGACGGACUUCCAAUCGAUCCUACAAUGGCUAGCCAAGGUACUAAAAGAAAACGAGAUCAUGACUCAUCUGACUCGAGUAUAGAGACAAAACUGACAACAAAUAUGAUCAUAGAGAAUGCAAGGCAAAUUCUACAAAGAGUCACUAAAAGCUCAGACCUAAACGAUAAAGGCAGCAGGAAGAAGGCAACCAUAGGGGUUUUUGGAAAAUCAGGAGAAGGAAAGAGCUCCCUUUUAAGUGCAAUCUUGGGGAAACUGUAUUUUUUACCCUCUGGUUGUUUUGGUGCCUGUACAGCUGUUGUUACACAGGUGGAAGCCAAUCUGGAUGACUCCAACUACACAGCAGAGAUCGAGCUCUUCUCUAAGGAGGAGUGGGAGAAUGAGCUUAAAGAUGUUUUCAAAGAUAUAAAAGAUGAAAGUGAGGAAAGGAACGAGGACUUGAUUGAAAUGGCUGCAGAAAAGAUCACUGCGCUGUAUGGAGAUGAUGCAGACAAGAAAACAUUAGAAGAGCUCCAGAAUGAUGAAACAUUUGCUAAGAUUGAACCAUUUUUGUCUAUCAGUAAGAAAAUAAUCUCAAGCAGUGAUCUCUCUGAAUUUACCAACGAAGUUGCAAGCUUCAUACAACACAGUCAGACAAGUUCUGGUGGCUGGUACUGGCCGCUUGUGAAGAGCGUCACAAUCAAGAUACCAGACUGUCACGGACUCCUGGAGAACAUUGUACUUCUUGAUCUUCCUGGUACUGGAGACUGCAAUAAGAUUAGAGAUGACCUGUGGAAAACUAAACUGAGAGAGUGCUCUUCAGUGUGGAUUGUAAGCGCCAUCAAUCGAGCGAUCACUGACAGAGACCCCUGGGGGAUAUUGAAGCACUGCAUUGAAGAACUGGGACCAGGAGGAAAAUGCAAAAGCAUUAACUUCAUCUGUACGAAGACUGAUGAUAUAAAUCCAGGAGAAUAUAUAAGAUCUGUACGGCUUCCAAGAGACCAAAUCCCAGAAGACAAGGAUCAGAAAAAAACAUGCAUACUUCAUAGAAAUAACCAUGCCAAGACAAGGGUCAAAGAAAAGUUUGAAAAUUCUGAAAUCAAGAAAAUAUUCAACACCGACAGUCAGUUUCAAGUUUUUACUGUGAGUUCCAAUGCAUUCUUUGACCACAAUUUAAAUCUGGAAUCAAGUGAAACAGAAAUUCCAAAGCUGCAGGAUGAUCUGAUGAAUUUUAACAAGACCAUUAAUAUAGAAUUGACCAGAGAUUAUGUCAAUAAAGCAAAGGGAGUUUUGUCCUUGAUCCAAAGCGGCCAGCUGGAUAACGAAAAAGAGAAAAUGAUUGAAAUGAAAGUCAACGAAUUUAAGAACAACCUAAAGGAGUCACUAAUUGAACUGGACAAAUAUUUUAGAAGCAUUUAUAAAGAUCUGGAGCAGCAUCUCUCAAAGGGAGUGGAAGAAUCAGUGAACUCAUGUGUUGCCUCCACAAAGAAAUUGAUAGCAUCUAAUAAAGAUGGAAGAGGGUUCCAUAAAAUCCUUGGAGCUUUGUGCAAGAACUACGGAUGCUAUUGGUCAAAGAAUUGGGAUGUAGUUCUAGACCUGAACAAAUCAUUGGCCAAACAUUUGCACAAAAACAUUUAUGAUGAUUUCUGUAAGAUUUUUCCUGUGACUGGAAAAACAGGGACGUCAGUGCAGGAACAGAUUGACAAGUUCAGUAUCAUCCAGAGUGACUCUGCUUACACCAGAUCUGACAUACUUCAUUACAUUCAGGAUUUCAUUAUAAUCGAGGAAACCAAACUGAAGGCUGCACUCAGCAGAGACAUUGUUGACAAGAAAAAGGACAUCUACACAUCAAUACAAAUAACAAUUGUGCAUGAAAUGGCUUCAUGCUAUCGGCAAGCUGCAGCUGUGAGAGGAAUAGGAUCCAAGAAGAAAAUGCAAGACCUGUUAAUAAACACAGUCGAUCAGAAAAAAGGAGACAUGUUCGAAAAAGCAAAAAUGGAAGUUCUUAAAAAGUUCAAUAACUUAAAGCUGGACAUAAAAAGUACUCUUGAAAAAGAACUAGAGAAAGCAAUAGAACGCUCAGAAUCACAAAACAACAAAAAGACACGGAUGGAUGUUUCCAGAGAGAUUGAAGAGCUGGAGGGACUUCUAGAUCAUCUGGACUGAAGCUCAUCAAGCAAGAGAAACAGCACAAAAAA